Molecule: messenger RNA, 1071 nt
Organism: Malassezia pachydermatis
Lineage: Eukaryota; Fungi; Basidiomycota; Malasseziomycetes; Malasseziales; Malasseziaceae
Exons: 1
Coding region: 1-1071 (356 amino acids)
Molecular function (GO): protein binding
Source: RefSeq, a predicted model, not a curated record
AUGGCGACGCGGCCAAGGCCGCGCGUAUUUCGUAAGACGUCUUCGCUCUCAGGGACGACAAAAUCAGAUGCAGGUUUAAAUACGUAUACGGACGACUCGUUUUUCGUAGCAUCGCGUGCGCGGACGAACACGAAGCUGCUGGUCGAUGACGAAGUGGACUCCUCCUUCCAGCCCAGUCCAGAGACUGCUGGUGAUCUUUCACGCGAGUGUGGAGACGAUAUCUAUCGUCAUCGACGUAAGAGAAAGGCGCUAGACUUUGACUGGGUAUCGCAAGAGCCACAUACCACGUCACACACUGACGUACAGCGUUUGUCUGUAGAGACACCCCUGUCUCCGUCUGCCGCCAACACACUCGCAAGAGCAACCACGUUAUCUGACUCUCUUCAGAAUCAGAAGAGAGACCUAAGUAUUUCACCUCCUCCCCCGGAUUUUGAAAAAGAAGCGCAGAUCUAUGCCCAAAAUGCCAUCGCCCAAGUAACCAGUGAGCAUCGCGAAAAACUAGCAGCGCUUCAAGUGGAUUUGGGGCUGUGGGACGAUAAUUCCAGUGAUACGUCAUUCGAGCUCAAUGCAGGGUUAGCACAGUACUACCGGGGCCAUGAUGCACACAAGUUACGUGAACAAGCGAUUGCACGUGAAAAGGCAAGAGAAGAGCAAUUGGCUCAGCAAGAAACGACCACCAAUGUCGUACAAGUCUCAGACGAUGACGAGGCCCCUUCGCAAGCGCCAAUCUACAUUGUGGAUGACUCGUCCGAUGAGGAGCCAACAGUUUCUUCGACGCAGGAAGAUACCGCCGUAUCAGCGCCGCAGCCGUCGGCAUUUGCGCAGGAAGAUCCAGAUACCCUACUUGUCACCCUACGUGGGGCGCGUCAAUUGGACGUGCAAGUCAAAGUCCGGGCCACUACUCGUAUGGAUACCAUGCUAAUGCAUUUUUUACAGACGCAUGCUUCGUCUUUAACAGCCGAAGAAAAGGCCAAAGCCCGUCUCUAUUUUGAAGGCGAACUAUUGUCUAUGACCUCCAGUGUACAAGAUAUAGACCUGGAGGACGGCGAUAUGUUGGACGUCAUGUGGUAG